AGUGGGCUGUUUUGUUUUUUUUUUCCCCCUUUCUCUGCUCCGUGCUGUGCUUUCACAGAGUUCGCCGUGCCUCCCCCGCCCCGCCGCGCCGCCGGGCACCGGCCGAUCAUGGAGAAGUACGUGGAGGACAUGGCACUGAAGGCUGCCAAGUUCAUGGAGGAUCUGUCCCUCUACGAACCGUGCCCGGAGGGUCCGUACGGCCGGGGCGGCCGCCGGGACAUGGUGCUGCACCCCGACCUGGAGGAGACCAAGCGGGUCAUUGCUGCCCACAUGACGGCAGAGCAGAGGGGCCGGAAGAUGAACGGCACGGCCGCGCCGCCACCCGCCGAAGCCUUCCCCGCCGCCGCCCCCUGCGGCAAAGUCUACCCGCCCGCGGCGCCGGGCGUCCCGCUCCGCGCCGCCAACGGCCGCGCCGCCGAACCACCGCCGGGCGCGGGGCCGCUGUGCUGCGAGGAGGGGCUGUGCACCCGCUCGGAGGUGGCGCUGCCCUGCUACAGCGGCUUCGCCGACAAGGGCAAGCGCUACUCGGCCGAGGGCUACCGCUACGCCGCGGGCAGCGCCUAUGAGGGCGGCUACGUGGCCAAGGGCGGAGGGCGGGUGCCCGGCGCCGGCCCGGACGGCAGGUACGGUGCGUCCAGCCCGCGGGCCAGCCUGGCCACUUCCUCGCCGGGCCCCGUCGCCGAGCACAGCAAGUUCUCCAGCCCGCGAUCCAGCCUGGGUGGCGCGGCCGCGCUACCCUACGAGAAGUUCUCCAGCCCGCGGUCCAGCCUGGUGGUACCCGGCCAAGAGAAGUACGGCAGCCCCCGCGCCAGCCUGGUGCAGUACGACGGGGCCGCCCUCAGCCCCCGCUCCAGUUACGCCAGCACGGCCAGCGACACCAGCAAGCACUCCAGUCCCCGCGCCAGUCUCACCAGUUACGACGGCGGCGGCGGCAGCAAGCCCAGCAGUAACCGCACCAGUGGCAUCAGCAUGGGCUACGACCAGCGCCACGCCAGCCCCCGUUCCAGCACCGCCAGCCAGUACUCCUGCACCACCAGCCCUCGCUCCAGCUACUCGGACUCUAGGUACGGCCCGCCGGGCAGCAGCGCCGAGCCGGAGGCUGCGGGCGGCGCUGGCUUCGUCUUGGCCAGUCCCCGCUCCAGCCUCUGCGGCCCCGAGGGCCGUGUCGCGGCUGGCGCCACCGUGGUGAGCCCCCGCUCCAGCAUCUCCAGCCAGAGCUCGCGGAGCUCCCGCGGCUCCAUGAGCGCCUACCCUGAGCUGCAGCUGCCCUCUCCCCGCUCCUCCCUGCUGGGACCCGGCCUGCAGGAGGACGGCGCCGCGCCGGAGCUGGGGGACGUCUACCACAAGAUCCAUGCCCAGUCCCCGCCGCGGCUUGACCAGCACCACGCGGCCGCUGUCCCCGAGGCCGUGCCCCCCUACGCCUACAGCCCGACCAAAGGCUCAGUUUCGGCACCCAAAUUCAAGCUCCCCUACCAAGUGACGCCGUGCCGGGAGAGCGGCCCCAGCCAGGCGGAGAGGCGGCUGGAGGCGCUGACGUUGGAGCUGGAGAAGGAGCUGGAGAUGCACAUGAAGAAGGAGUACUUCGGUAUUUGUAUAAAGUGUGGAAAAGGUGUGUAUGGAGCGAGCCAGGCUUGCCAAGCAAUGGGUAACCUAUAUCAUACCAACUGCUUCACAUGCUGCUCUUGUGGGAGAAGACUACGAGGAAAGGCGUUCUACAGUGUCAAUGGAAAGGUGUACUGUGAAGAAGACUUCCUAUAUUCAGGUUUUCAGCAAACAGCGGACAAGUGCUUUGUUUGUGGACAUCUCAUAAUGGAAAUGAUCUUACAGGCCCUUGGAAAGUCAUACCAUCCUGGCUGCUUCCGCUGUGUAGUGUGUAACGAGUGUUUGGAUGGAGUCCCUUUCACUGUAGAUGUGGAGAACAAUAUUUACUGCGUCAAAGAUUACCAUACGGUUUUUGCACCAAAAUGCGCUUCCUGUAACCAGCCGAUCCUCCCAGCACAGGGCUCUGAGGAGACCAUUCGUGUGGUGUCAAUGGACAAAGACUACCAUGUGGAGUGCUAUCACUGCGAGGAUUGCGGCUUGCAGCUCAAUGAUGAGGAAGGCCAUCGUUGUUACCCAUUAGAGGGCCACUUGCUCUGCCAUGGCUGUCAUAUCAGGCGCCUUAAUAUUAAACUGCCAUCACAUCCACCUCCGAGCUAUCCAAUGCAUGUCACAGAACUCUGAAAGACAUUUCCAUUACCAAUAAGCCGUUCGAAAGAGAAAACAAAUAUCUAAAAAUUACUUCCCUUUCGUUUCCUUUAAAGAUGAGAUUCCAGUAAUAACUAUCUAAACCAGCUAUUUAUUUUUUAAAUCGGAGGUGAGGGGUCUUUUUUCUGAUCUUGUACAUACGCAUUCUUUUAUCUAGAUGUUUUCACUGAGACACCACCUACUUGAACAAGUAAUACAGCACUAAACUGUAACUGUAAAUGACAGCAUUUCUAAAAGCAAUGGUACAAAGGGCUGUUCUGCACUCCCUAUUCACUUUAUUCCAGUGGGGAUUUCAUCCAACUAAGGAGUGUUGGAAUUACUUUCAAAAGUUAGCACCUUAUAUUGCAGCAAACUUGAUAAGAUAAAUGCUAGUAUUUUAGCUAGCUUUGUUGAAUUCUGGUCUUCGAGAAUACAGGCUCGCAUUUUUUAAAGCUUAGAUGCCCGAAGGUAGGUAACAGGGAAUAAACAAGUGUUUUUAGUAUGGACAGUUUUCAGCAGGGGUUAAAUAAUAGCAUUCUCUAAAGUAGAAUCAGGCCAGCUUUCCAUCCUACAAGGUUCCAAAGUCAUCCAAAGACGUGUUGAAGGCACAUAGCAAGUAUCUCUCAAAAACUACGUUACAGAGGAUUAUAUCCAAAAGAUUGGCAUAUGCAGGGUCAUAACAGUUGAAGAAAGUUACAGACCUCUGUAAUUGCUUGCUGUGUACAGCUGUAGCUAUGGUUUCAAAAUGCAUUCAUAUCAGCUUGAUGAUUUGGCACUUAAUAAGAAUUUAUCUUUCAAAGCUGUUUUUUCUUUAAUAGGGUUAGCUGCCUCUUUCUAUGCAAAGGUACACUUGUAUUUAUGCUACUUGUUUUAUACAAGACUCCAUUUGUUACCAACUGCUUUAUGAUUGUAUGUUGAUGUAUUAUUAAAAAAAGAGGGGACAGUGUUUUUGUAUUAUUUUUUCAGCUUUGUGUUUUUUUCUAGAUGUACUUUUGAACUGAUUAUGGUGAUUGUCUUAGUUGGAAAUCAAAGUCCAGUUUAGCAGAAAAAUAAUUUAGAGAGACCAUUGAAACAUUGGUAUUUUAUAACAAGUAUUAGAUGUACAUAGAAUGUACACACUUUCAUGUUUUGCAUAAGCUUUUACCGUAACCUCAUUGCUCUGGGGAAAUACAUGUCUUCCAUAUAGGAAGUUAGAUGAAUCCUUUUUAUGGUUUGUUUUGUACCAUGUGUUGAUGAUUUACAUGCAAAUCACACAUCUGUAUGUUUAAAAAAAUUCCCUGCAUUCUCAUGAGAAUUAAUCCAGCCUUCCUGAAUUCAGAUUUUAAAUAAAUCCAUCAUUGCUGUCUUCAACUGUACCAAAAAUUACAAUAAAAUAAAAUUAUCCUGCUCCAGAGGAAGUGGAAAUACCAGACCAGAUUCUGCCCAUCUGUAAAUUGGGACAUUUCCAUGCCAGUUCUCAAAACAUCAAGAUUUUGAUGGAUACAUUCAGAAAUGAUCCCAUCUUAAAGUCAGCAUGCAGACUGGUGAAAUUACUUAUUUGGCAACACCAUUGCUGUUUAGUUUCUUAUGCUCCAUUGACUUUCUGAAAGCCCCUCUCAAAAAAUACAAAGAACAUCCAAUGGACACUAAUUCCUAAGUGGAAUAAUUAACUCCCUUAGCAGAACUUUUUGAUAGUCUGGAAUUUCCUUAAGGGGGAAAGGGAGGGGCAGGAACAGUUCCUGUGAACUUUUUUUUGUUAGUAAGGAACAAAAGGUAUGUUUUCUGAACUUUUGCCAAACUUUCAUUGGCCUAGAUUAACCUGUCCUACUGAACACUCCUUGGCAAGUCAGAUGCUCUUUUAAAAAGUCAUUUUCUGACUAAUAUAUAUCAGUUUAUAAUUAGCAUAUUUAAUGUGACAAACGUGUUUUCAAGUAAUUACAGUGCAACUGGUGCCUCUUUUCUACAGUGUGGCCUAAGAGCCCUGCAGAAGAGAGGACGUAGGGUGCAUGCACACUUUUUCUGCAUUUGCAAAUGUUACCUCUGUGUUCAUAAUCACCAGCCCAGCCUCAGAAGGAAGUACAUGUGUGCCUCUUACCCAAACAGCAAAUGCUAGAAAAAGGAGAAAAAAUGCCUUAAAUUGGAGUGUAUUACUAGUUAAAUUCAAGAUUAUUACAAACAUGGAAGAUACCAGAGCUUCAGGAUACACUUUUUAGCAUCAGCUGCAAUGUAAUACUAUUUCCAUGUAAGGAAGCUGCUUUGGACCACAUUUAGCUUUGCAGCAUUUUCACUUGCUUGUCUUUACAAAUAUAUUAAGGGACCCAAAUUAAGUGGCAAGUUUAAGUUUCCACUGCAACAUAGUUUUCAAGGGACAGCACACUAGCUAAUAUGUACAUACCAUACCUUUUCUUAUUUUUUGAAAACAAUCAUACAGUAGAACAGAAUAAUAUUUUAUUUCAUUUCACAUGUUAAUUUGUCAGUCUUGUAGUUCUCAGUUGUGCUAAGUAUCAUCAAUACUUCAAUAUAGAAUAAGCAAUUUGUUUAAAACCAGAAAGCAGCAGUUGUUAUUCCAGUAUUUUCUAUAGACAAGUGCAUUCCAUUACUGUAUAACAAACUACAGCUUUGCUUUUCCAACUCCUAGUGUAAAAACAAGCUUGAGUGAAAAUUGCCAGUAGGGUUUUUUAGGUUUUUUUCAAUCAAAGAGAAAAAUAAAAGCAAAUGUAAAAUAAUGAUGUGCUGUGAUAGUGCUAGUUUCUGCACAUUUUACCUCUUGUCUGGGGAUUUAUGUAGAUAGAUGUAAAAGCUUGUCUUAAUGAUUUUCUUAAAGAGUAUUCUUAUGUUAAAUGAGUUCAACAUAGAUGUAAACUUUCUGUAGUUCAUUUUAUGAUGUGAUUGUUCUUCAGAAGCCUUUGCUGUACUUUCAGACUAUUUCCAUAAAGUUAAAACAAUAACAACUUGUUCUCAUUUGCAUCAGGACAACAACACCUUUCCAUUUUGGUAAUGAAUGUUACAAAGUCCCUACAGCACAAAGCUGUUGUAGGCAAUUCAAGAGUCCCUCAUGCACUGGAGGACGCAUUCCAAAGAAAGAACCAAAAUAAUAAUGUGAAACAAAACAAGAAUGCACUCAGAUAAUUGAGCUUUCAAAGAGGGUUUGUUUGGGUUUCUUUCCUUUUCCUUUAAUUUGUGUGCAUGUGUGUGUAUGUAUUUUGUAAGGUGGAGCUUCAAAAGAAAAACAUGGUUAGAGGAGCUCUUUAAGACCAGAAAUUCCAGAGUAGUAAAGUAAACCAAAGCUCUAAAGGGGACAAAAGCUGCUUUCUUGUGUUUCAAGAAAAGUUUAAAAGUUUGUGAUUCAUCCUGUAACUAAUGCCGUAACUAGAGUAUAUAAUUUGACUUAAAUUAAGUUUUCAUUUAAGAAAUAUUUUCAUUUUCUUUAAAAGAAUAUAGUUUUCUUCCAAGAACUUGGACCAACGUUGAUUUUUAUUUUGUAGGAAAUAUAUAAAUUCCCAGUUUGUAUAUCAUGUAACUAGUUUACAUGCUGAAAAUAUACAUUAGUUUAACUAUUUUUGUAUAUAUAUAUAUCCUUGUGAAACCUUUCAUUGUGCUUCUGUCUUAGUCUUUAGAAUUACUUGUGGUUUUGUGUUUCAGUGUUUGAUUCCCUUGAUUGUUGAAGAAAAAAAUUGGGAAAUGUAGAUUUAUUUAUCUAAAGGAGAAGCUACUUCCUAUCAUUCUAAGUUAUUUAAUAUUAAAGUCAGAAGUUUCAUUUAACCUUAGAUGCUAUAAUCUGCUUUUUUUCAAUAAAGACACUUUGUAGUGAUCUUUGAUUUUGUA
Molecule: messenger RNA, 6030 nt
Organism: Neopsephotus bourkii (Bourke's parrot)
Lineage: Eukaryota; Metazoa; Chordata; Aves; Psittaciformes; Psittacidae
Gene: WTIP
Product: WT1 interacting protein
Exons: 8
Coding region: 109-2223 (704 amino acids)
Biological process (GO): positive regulation of miRNA-mediated gene silencing; response to hypoxia; cytoskeleton organization
Cellular component (GO): transcription regulator complex; nucleus; adherens junction
Molecular function (GO): transcription corepressor activity
Source: RefSeq, a predicted model, not a curated record